This is a messenger RNA of Colletes gigas, 913 nucleotides long. It is a transcript of the gene Pop4, whose product is annotated as ribonuclease P protein subunit p29. Gene Ontology annotation, molecular function: ribonuclease P RNA binding. Gene Ontology annotation, cellular component: ribonuclease P complex; ribonuclease MRP complex. Bases 113 to 796 code for a protein of 227 amino acids. Lineage: Eukaryota; Metazoa; Arthropoda; Insecta; Hymenoptera; Colletidae. The record is from RefSeq and is a predicted model, not a curated record. Gene Ontology annotation, biological process: rRNA processing; tRNA 5'-leader removal. The transcript is spliced from 4 exons.
AGUUUACAUAUACACAUACUCAUGCUGCAGUUGUUUUGUAUUUGUUUUACAAUCGAUCAUGGUACCAAAAUCCAUCUAAGUAUUUAAUUUUUUAAAUUUAUUAAUAAUUGUGAUGGCGGAAUCCAAUCAGAAUGUAUGUUUAACGUUGCCUAAAAAUAUAACAAAGCAAAUUAGUACAUGCAAAAACAGUGAACAAUAUAUCAUAAACUUUUUGCAAAACACAUUGCCAUCAAAUGACAGUAAUUCAAUUGCUGAUGAAUUAAGAAAGUCAUUUAUACUCAGUAAACAUAAAAAUAAUUGGAACAGAAAGAAAAGAUGUAAAGGGAAAUUAUUAACAAGUAGAAAACGAAUGCAACUUGGUUUGCGUAAAAUUGGUUAUAAGGAUGGCAUGAAAUAUAAUGAUUUAUUGCCAUUAAAUCAAUUGUGGCUAAACUAUAUGCAACAAAUGUUAGGUGACAAGUUUUUUAGUAAUGUACCAAAAGAUCCUACUGAUUCUAAUUGGGAAACCGUUAAUCAACAAUUAAUUAAAGCAGAUUUCCAUGGUGCUGAAAUAUCAGUUGUAGGAUCAAAAUGUCCUAGUUUAAUCGGGUUACAUGGAAUAGUUAUUCAAGAUAGUAAAAAUACUUUCAGAAUUUGUGGAAAAGAUAACAUUAUUCGAACUAUACCUAAGGAUGUUAUUAUUAUGAAUAUUUAUUUAAAACAAAUAAAACUGGAAUUAUUUGGAAAAGAUAUUUCCAUUAAACCUGCAGACCGUACAAUAAAAAAAUUGAAGAGUGGUCGUAUAUAUGAAUUGUAAAGAUAUGUAUUAUGUGUAAUGUGUGCAUGUGUAAAACAUACAAACACAAAAUUGUGUACAAAUACUAUGUAAUUUAUGUGAAAUCAAUUACAAUUUAUAAAAUUAUUAAGAAGUAAA